UUAACAUGAACAAGGGCUCACAUGUAUCAUUUAUACGCUGACUCUUAUAGUGCGAAUUCUAUGCAAUUGAAGUUUCUGGAUAGGAAGAUAAACUGGAGUAUAAAUGUCACUGUGAUUUUCAUAGAGUUUGGAUCAUGUCUUAAUGCUUUUUUGAUAAAGAAAGAAAGUUGAUUACUUAUUGAUUGAUUUCUGGGCAGUAAUGGCUUGUUGUACUUUAAUGUAUAAUUUUGAUAGAGUUGGAUAUCAUAUUUGUAAUCUUGAUGUUCUAUUGAAUUUUUGAAAGAAAGUUUUGUUCAAUAGCAAGAUAAGCUUGGGUAACAAAUAAAUAUACGUACAUUAAUUGUCCCACUUUUAAACCAUUCUAGCAAGUUUCUGUUCUCAACAAAGUUGCGUUACUUCAUUUUCUUAUGAUACUUGCUGUUCAGGACGGAAUGGUAAAUGUUAAGACUAGUAUCUAUUAUGGAAGACAAGAAUAUGAUGUCCUGAACAGGGUAUAAAUUAGCUCUCCUACAUUGGUCGUUCUGCUUGUUCCUUUAAUCUUGCAAAAACAGGGUUAAAGAUUUGAAUGGAAGCAACAGAGUUUCAUAUUCCUUGUUAUGAGUGUUCUUCUCCUUUAAUGACUUGGUUGAUACUAUCGGUGUUCUUUUCUGUGGAAUUGCAGAUUGAAGGUGUUUAGGACCAAACACAUCCACCAAAACAAUGUCCUCUCAAUCUCUGCAACUUGGACGAGGAAAAAUGAUAAGGAAGCCUGCUACUGCAACAAGAAGAGCAUCCAAAUCAGCUUCUCAGCUACCAUCACAACCAGCACUGACAGCAACUUCUUAUGCAACAACCACAACAACUGAACUGCCAUUUGAAGAGCCACAAGCUGAUCAACAUCCUACAGCUCACAACUCAGAGAAUUCCUCUACCCCUGCUGAAUUGAAAAAAACACGUGGCAAAACAACUGGGAAAGGUAUGAUUGAGAUGAUUGCUAGCAAUGGCAACAAGAAGGUGGAGAUAAUAUUUGACCAGGAGCAUUGGGUCCCAAAUACUGAGUACAGCAAUAAGAAGUUCACCACCGCUAUAGGGAUUGAGGUUCGAAGUCGAGCUCCGGUAUGUUACCGCGGAUGGAAUAAGAUUUCAGGAGAUAUUAAGAGGACACUACGAGAGGGAUUGACGGUACACUUUGACGUGGAAAUAGAACAUCCAAAAAUUAUCUAUUUUGUGGAUGAUAAGAUGCGCUCGGCGUAUACUCAAUUCAAGUGGAAGUUGCACGAUCACUACCAAAAAUGUGGCACAUCUGUUCGAGGACGAGCCACACUUCCUCCACCUGAUCUAUGGGGUGAGAGAUCGACAGAGGAGUGGCAUUGGCUAUGUGAUGAACUCUACACCGAUCCAAAAUAUAUUGAUAAAUGCAAGAAGAAUUCAACUAGCCGAAAGAGACAAAGGAGUACGCAUCGUGGCGGAGCUAUGCCUUUCAUUCAACAUGCUUUGAGGACAGCCAAGGAGGGCAAUCCUUUGUCUUUCAUAGACAAUUGGGCAGCUAUGUAUCAAGAUUCAAAUAGCAAUUGGGUUAGUGAUGUUGCACGUGAUAAAUAUGAUCGACUGAAAAAUAAGAGAGAAGAGCAUAAGGAGAAACUAACCCUAGAGGCACCAGAGGGUACUCCACCAGAAUCUGUACAAGUUACUGCGCGUGAUGAGAUUCCAAUCAUGGCUGAAGAGUGUGGAAGGAAGGGAAAAAGAGUUCGUGGUUUAGGCUCGUUUCCUCGCAUGGAGCUUCCAACUGUUACAUCUUCAACAGCUGUGAGUUCUGAGAUGAACGUAAUGCAAGAUAAAGUUAAGAAGCUUGAAUCAACUGUGGACACUAUGCGGUCACAAAAUGCACAACUAAUGACAAUGUUGAAGAAGUUCCUGAUGAAUAGCCGAGGCUGUUUUGCUGAUACAGAAAACAUUGACAUGAAUAUCGUAGUACCCAACAGUGAAGAAGAUGAUGUCUUUGGAAGAGAUGAAGACGGUGUCCAAAACAAUGGAGAUAAUUCUGAAACAGAGGAUUUGGAGGAAGAUUUGUGAUUUAUUUUUUGGAUUAGGAUUUAGCUAGUCUAGCUUGGCAAACAAUUUUUCUUUUUAUUAGCUAUUAUUAUUUUGUGGGUAGA
Messenger RNA from Rosa chinensis, 2135 nucleotides. RefSeq lists its product as uncharacterized. NCBI's taxonomy places the organism in Eukaryota, Viridiplantae, Streptophyta, Magnoliopsida, Rosales, Rosaceae. The record is from RefSeq and is a predicted model, not a curated record. Bases 700 to 2052 code for a protein of 450 amino acids. The transcript has 7 exons.